Messenger RNA from Ramularia collo-cygni, 246 nucleotides. Its product is annotated as probable small nuclear ribonucleoprotein (LSM5). The transcript is spliced from 5 exons. Gene Ontology annotation, biological process: mRNA splicing, via spliceosome. The record is from RefSeq and is a predicted model, not a curated record. Lineage: Eukaryota; Fungi; Ascomycota; Dothideomycetes; Mycosphaerellales; Mycosphaerellaceae. Gene Ontology annotation, cellular component: U4/U6 x U5 tri-snRNP complex; U6 snRNP; Lsm1-7-Pat1 complex. Bases 1 to 246 code for a protein of 81 amino acids. Gene Ontology annotation, molecular function: RNA binding.
AUGUCUUCACAGCUGCUUCCUCUUGAGCUGAUUGACAAGUGCGUUGGCUCGCCAAUAUGGGUCAUUAUGAAGGGCGACAAAGAAUUCAGCGGUACUCUACUCGGGUUUGACGACUUCGUCAAUAUGGUUCUCGAAGACGUGACAGAAUACGACUACUCCGGCGCACAAACAAAGCUUCCCAAGAUUCUACUCAACGGCAACAAUGUCGCCAUGCUGAUACCCGGAGGAAUGCCAGACCAGGAGUAA